Tigriopus californicus is the source of this 1211-nucleotide messenger RNA. RefSeq lists its product as uncharacterized. The transcript is spliced from 2 exons. The record is from RefSeq and is a predicted model, not a curated record. The coding region runs from base 107 to 1042 and encodes 311 amino acids. NCBI's taxonomy places the organism in Eukaryota, Metazoa, Arthropoda, Copepoda, Harpacticoida, Harpacticidae.
UCCAGACAGAACCUCUCGCUCUCUUUCUUGUGCUCAAUUUUGUUCUCGAUUGAUUAGUUCAUUUCAGAUUGGCCGAUGUUGAUAGAUAGACCGUGUCGACAUCGCUAUGGAAGUGCUGACUCCGUUAUGCUCUCCGAUGAAUCUAAGACCGGGGCCGGUGUUCGACUUCACGCUGACCCGCACUCCGGAAGAAAUGGCCUUGUACGAUCGAUUCGGUGAGGCCUACCAACAACGAGUCGAAACCUUUUCGCCGUGUUCGCAACUCCAUCUCAAGCGUUUGAUCGCCUAUGAAGUGCCCAACCAUCCUCGAGUCAUGUUUCGAAACCACGGCGAUGUCGAAGGAUUGAUGGCUUGCUCGGAAGUCGAUCUACCGCCCACUCCGGGCAUUUCCUCCCAAAUAGCCACACCCAAGUCUCCGGGUCGAAUAACACCGCGAUCGCUCAAACCCAGUGAGAAUUCCAGGCUUCUGUCCUCGCCUCAAGUCCCCCCUGCUUGGGGGAAAGGUUCGAGCAAGAAGGCGGGCACUAUUCCCCCCAAUGUACUGUUGAACGUAAAACCCAUGGCAAUGUUGUCGGCCAUCAAAAAUCGGAAGGUGGUGAAGAAACUGCGGUUUGAUACGGGAGCUAACCAAAUUCGGAAAAUAUCCAAGUCCUAUUCGGAUUGUCUGGAGCAAUUGGGCUGCCCUGAUCCCACCUUCCAACCCACUCUUCCUCAGCAGCCGCUCUCUUCCUCCAAAUUAACAUCACAUUCCUACCGACGAGUGCGCAAAGUCCGUCGGAUAUCCAAAUCUUUGGCCGACUUGUCAAGGUUCUCCGAUAACACAAUUAUGAGCGUAACGGAUAGUAACAACAACAAUUCGGCCAAUUAUGAUAAUCACCAGAGUCGUCACGAUGGUCCUCCUGACGAUGGUCCUCCUGACGAUGCAGGUCCAGCCAAGGACAGAGGUAUGAUCAAGCGUUCCAUGCGUUCCAGAAUACCGAGGUUGAAACCCAAUUUCAUGGAGGGAUUGAAAAAAAUUGCCGUAGACGACCGAAAUCAUUAACACAUUAGCAUUGGUUCAUGAGCCCGACCAAUAACUGACGCGAUUACCCAAUCGGAAGAUUUAUUUUGUUCAUAACUGACUUGAUAAUAUCUGUAUAUGAGACUGUAUCUUGAUCCCAUAAAUAGAUCACGAGUCUGCCAACAAAGCUAAGGGAGGUUUGAAAGACGUA